Molecule: messenger RNA, 424 nt
Organism: Drosophila obscura
Lineage: Eukaryota; Metazoa; Arthropoda; Insecta; Diptera; Drosophilidae
Gene: edin
Exons: 1
Coding region: 39-371 (110 amino acids)
Source: RefSeq, a predicted model, not a curated record
UUGGACAUCAGUUUGAUUCUACCAUCCGCCAAGCCAAGAUGUCUUCCAACAAGUGCACCAUCGUGUUCGUCCUCGCCUGCUGUCUCCUGGCUCUGGCGUUUGCCUAUCCCCAGCCCGAUCCGGCGGCGGAGUACUACGAUGGAGAUCUGUCCCUGGUUCGCCAUGUACGCUCUCCCGAAGGCGGCUCUGUGGUUGUGGAGGCCAGCAAGGAUGCCCAGAGAGGCCGCGAGGCCAGCGUGCAGUACAAUCACAAUCUGUACUCAAGCCGCGAUGGGCGUGGCUCUGUCGAUGCCUAUGCCCAGGCAAGUCGCAAUUUUGAUCACAAUCGCAACGACUAUGGCGGCGGCGUUAGGGCCUCCUGGAAUUUCUAAGGAUUGUUUGGCAGUAUUUCAAUGACAAUAAACACAAGAUACAUAUUACAUUC